Prunus mume (Japanese apricot) is the source of this 2006-nucleotide messenger RNA. RefSeq names its product SIGNAL PEPTIDE PEPTIDASE-LIKE 2 (gene SPPL2). Gene Ontology annotation, biological process: membrane protein proteolysis. Lineage: Eukaryota; Viridiplantae; Streptophyta; Magnoliopsida; Rosales; Rosaceae. The record is from RefSeq and is a predicted model, not a curated record. Gene Ontology annotation, molecular function: aspartic endopeptidase activity, intramembrane cleaving. Gene Ontology annotation, cellular component: cytoplasmic side of endoplasmic reticulum membrane; lumenal side of endoplasmic reticulum membrane; lysosomal membrane.
GUUCGUUUUUCCCUGAGCUAAUAUUAGCUUUUCCUUUUUCUGUUAACAGUAGCAUCACAGAAACAAAGCGAAAGUCUAUUUCUUUCAUAGCUACAAGCUUGUGAAUCUGUGAUGCAGAGAAAGAAGAGCCAGAAGGGUUCUUAAAAGAUCGAGGAAGGGUUCAAGAACUCAUGGAUUUGCAGAGGCUUUGUGGGAUAGUGUUUGUGUCAGCUCUGAUUCUGCUGGUCUCUAAGCCUAGCUCUGUGACAGCUGGGGAUAUAGUGCAUGAUGACGAUUCAGCUCCAAAGAAGCCUGGGUGCGAGAACAAUUUCGUUUUGGUAAAAGUUCAAACUUGGGUUGAUGGUGUAGAGGCAAAUGAGUUUGUUGGCGUGGGUGCUAGAUUUGGAACUACCAUUGAAUCAAAGGAGAAAAAAGCACAGCAAACUCGCCUUAUUCUUUCAAAUCCUCGUGAUUGUUGUAACAAAACAAAGAAUAAGCUUGCUGGCGAUGUCAUCAUGGUGGACCGAGGCCACUGCAAAUUCACAACUAAAGCAAAUAUUGCCCAAGAAGCUAAUGCCUCCGCUGUACUCAUUGUAAAUAACCAGAAAGAACUUUACAAGAUGGUGUGUGAGCCAGAUGAAACUGCUUUAGAUAUACACAUACCAGCUGUCAUGCUCCCGCAAGAUGCUGGUGCUACCUUGGAAAAGAUGUUAAUGAAGAAUUCAUUGGUUUCUGUGCAGUUGUACUCACCGCAACGACCUGUUGUUGACAUUGCGGAAGUAUUUUUAUGGUUGAUGGCUGUUGGUACUAUCUUGUGUGCAUCUUAUUGGUCUGCAUGGAGUGCCAGAGAAGCAUCUAUUGAACAGGACAAGCUAUUAAAGGAUGCUUCUGAUGAAAUUCCAAGUGGCAAAGCUCCUAUGGGUGCCAGCGUAGUAGACAUCAGCACAACAUCAGCUGUCUUGUUUGUUAUUAUUGCUUCAUGCUUCUUGGUUAUACUUUACAAGCUUAUGUCAGGCUGGUUUGUCGAGCUUUUGGUGGUUCUUUUUUGCAUAGGUGGUGUGGAGGGUUUGCAAACUUGCUUGGUUGCGUUGUUAUCGAGGUGGUUCAAACGUACUGGGGAAUCAUACAUUAAAGUACCUAUCUUGGGAGCAGUCUCAUACCUUACUUUGGCUGUUUCUCCAUUCUGCAUAGCAUUUGCUGUUCUUUGGGCAGUUUUUCGCAACAUUUCCUUUGCCUGGAUUGGUCAAGAUAUACUUGGAAUUGCACUGAUAAUCACAGUUCUUCAAAUUGUUCGGAUACCUAAUCUCAAGGUAGGUACGGUCCUCCUCAGUUGUGCCUUCUUGUAUGACAUCUUUUGGGUGUUUGUUUCUAAGAAGUUGUUCCAUGAAAGCGUGAUGAUUGUGGUAGCCCGUGGUGACAAAAGUGGAGAGGAUGGUAUUCCAAUGCUACUAAAGAUCCCACGCAUGUUCGACCCUUGGGGUGGUUUCAGCAUCAUAGGAUUCGGUGACAUCCUAUUACCGGGCCUGCUUGUGGCAUUCUCGCUCAGGUAUGAUUGGUUGGCAAAUAAGACACUUCGGGCUGGAUACUUCUUAUGGGCAAUGAUGGCUUAUGGAUUGGGUCUUCUCAUCACAUAUGUGGCAUUAAAUUUGAUGGAUGGGCAUGGCCAACCGGCACUGCUUUACAUUGUUCCAUUCACACUUGGAACUUUUCUGACAUUAGGGAAGAAGAGAGGUGACUUACAGAUUCUGUGGUGUAGAGGAGAACCAGAAAGGCCCUGCUCACAUAUCAAACUCGAAGAGAGUCAAGAAUUGGACGAAACGAAGUAAGACAGCUUGUUAAGUUAAAAAAUAGAAAAAGUAAGAGCCUGUUCUUGUAUGAUAUUUAUAGUGUUGGCAUUUUAUAAUCAUUAGAAAUCUGGUAACGAACUCUCAAGAGCUUCCCUUAACAUGGAAGUCUUUGUAUGUAAGCUUAUUGCCCCUUAAAUUGAACGAGGGAUCUCUCUUAAUUAAAAUAGCGUUCAUUUUGCA